AUGAAAGCCGGCGUCACGGGCUGCCUGGGAGAAGAUGGCAUCCACGUCGACAUGGAGCACCUCAAGAAGGGAGAAGUCAAGUAUGUCCUGCCCGUAUCCCCCAUUGCAUCGACACCGGCUAACCUCUACAUCCAGUCUUGGUACAUCGAUGAACGACGGUUAACGAGAGACAGCAUGGCGAUAAAUUUCAAGGACGGAGUGAUUCUAGGCGCCGACUCGCGCACGACGACAGGCUCAUACAUCGCCAACCGCGUGACAGACAAGCUGACGCAGGUACACGAUACGAUAUGGUGCUGUCGUUCCGGGUCAGCGGCCGACACGCAGGCGGUGGCAGACAUCGUCAAGUACCAUCUGGGCAUGUACGGCGUGGUAUACGACAGACAGCCAACCACGCAGACAGCUGCUGCUCUCUUCCAGGAGCUCUGCUACGACAACAAGGACGCUCUCAGUGCCGGUAUUAUAAUUGCCGGGUACGAUCCACGACACGGCGGACAGGUGUAUAGCAUCCCGCUCGGCGGCUCUCUGCACAAGCAGCCGUAUGCGAUUGGCGGCUCGGGGUCGACGUACAUCUACGGCUACUGCGACGCGAACUGGCGGGAAGGGAUGGACGAGGCGGAGGGUGUCGAGUUCGUGAAGAACUCGCUGCGAGAGGCUAUCAAAUGGGACGGCAGCUCUGGCGGCGUCAUCAGGAUGGUCGUCUUGACGCGAAAGGGGGCGAUCCUAUACCAACUUCUCUGUGGCGAACCGCCCAGCCUGCCCCACCACUUCUCUACACCUGCAACUACACCUACGCCGACAUCUACAUCUACACCAUCGACUUCAACUUCAACUUGCUCUCCCCGCUAUGUGCAUGCUGACAUGGGCGCCGUGGCCUGCGCUCCGUUGCAGCCGCCCAUGAUCGCCAGCAACAGCUCCAGGACCGUCAGCAUGCUCUCCGCGGGCCUCAAGCGCGAGCUCUCGUCGCAUACCGAGACCGGGACGGAGACGGAGACCAGGACGACAGCAUCGUCCACAGCUACGACAGCAGCAGCAUCCAAUAUAGAUAAUACCACGGCUCCGGUCGAGUCGGCGCCAGCUUCGAUGAGCGCGAGCCUGCACCAGUAUCAGCGCCAGCAUGCAUCGGCCAGCACCGCCAGCUUGCCGGCCUCGACACAUCCCCAUAACCACCAGAGACUGCCAGACAGACAGCGGCCGCUCCAGUCCGGCCUCAACGGACACGAUAUACACUCGCAAUCCCAGCCUGCGUUCCGGCCGCUGGUCGGGCCCGACUCGCCGCCAGCAGCUUCAGCAGCAUCAGUAUCAGCAUCAGCUUCAGCUUCGACUUCCACGUCUCCUCCUACUCCCACCCGUAUAAAAGUCCGGGACCUCUCGCACAUCCAGUCCUUUGCCAGUGAAGAAGCCCUGGCCACGCCUUCACACCGCACCGUCCCGCAGAGACAGUAUGAGAUCAGCUCGAUGCCGGUGACGGACGUCAUCGAGAUGGUGGCCGGCCUGCUCACAAAGAUCACCACCACAAACGACCUGCAGCACGAACAUCUGCAUCGCCAUAUCCCGCGGCCAGAGGUAGGCUCCCUGCCGCCGCAGACAACCAGCGUGCUGGCCUUUCACGGCAAAAACGUGCCCGGAAUCACGAUACUCAACUAUCUCAGUCGCAUACACAAAUACUGCCCUACCACGUACGAGGUGUUUAUCAGCUUACUCGUCUACUUUGACCGGAUGACGGAGACGGUGAACUCGCAUCUCCUGCAGCAGAUGCAGCGUCGUGCUCAUCUGCGUCCGAACCCCAACCCGUCCAUACGCACCAUGUCGACCUCCUCCUCCAACCGACCACACACCUCUUCCUCUUCGCCUUUCUUCUCACCUUCCAAUCCCGGCGUUGGCGUUGGCGCCGGCGGGAGACGCUUCUCCUCCCGCAGGUCAACCGAAACGUCCGUCGCGCGGGCUGGGGCCAGCAAACUCCCGACCUCACCUACCGUCGACCUCCCCAUGCGUUCUCCCUCCCUGGUCCAGGACGACCAUGACGUCGAGCACGAUCUCAGCGACUCGGACGACGAUCUAUCAGACGACUUUGACGAGCUGAACUUCUCCCAUUUCCUCGUUGUAGAUAGCUAUAACAUACACCGCCUCGUCAUCGCAGGCGUUACCUGUGCUAGUAAAUUCUUUUCCGAUGUCUUCUACACUAAUUCCAGAUACGCAAAGGUCGGCGGCCUCCCACUUAUCGAACUAAAUCACCUCGAGCUCCAAUUCCUGCUACUAAACGACUUCCGCCUUGCAGUUCCCGUCGAAGAACUAGACGCUUACGGCACGAUGCUAGUGCAGUUCUAUGCACGAGAAAUAGUUGCCCAGCAGCGAGUGCAGGCCGGCCAGCAGCCCAGCGUGCCUCAGCCAGGUUUCAACGCCACGGCCGCCGGCGUCAUGCAGAGCCAGCCCGACCCCUAG
Messenger RNA from Arthroderma uncinatum, 2439 nucleotides. RefSeq lists its product as uncharacterized. Gene Ontology annotation, cellular component: proteasome core complex. Gene Ontology annotation, biological process: regulation of cyclin-dependent protein serine/threonine kinase activity. The coding region runs from base 1 to 2439 and encodes 812 amino acids. The record is from RefSeq and is a predicted model, not a curated record. The transcript has 6 exons. NCBI's taxonomy places the organism in Eukaryota, Fungi, Ascomycota, Eurotiomycetes, Onygenales, Arthrodermataceae. Gene Ontology annotation, molecular function: protein kinase binding; threonine-type endopeptidase activity.